AUGCCAGUCUCUCUACUUGCAGGUCUCAUUCGCAUUGUGGCCUUCAUCUUCACUCUGGUUGCCCUGUGGGUCUUUCUCCGCAGCUACAUCAGCUUCAGCAGGAAAACCAUCCGUCUGCCACGCUGGCUGGGGGUGCCCUCCAAGGAGAUCCGUGCCCCGAAGACCAAGUGUGGGCUCAGCAAGCCCUGCCUAGACAACUUCUUCGCAUUUAAAAUCAGCAGUGGGGCUGCCAAUGUCGUGGGCCCCUCUAUGUGCUUUGAAAAUGAAAUUAUCAUGAGUCCAGUGAGAAACAACGUGGGGAGAGGCCUGAACAUUGCUCUGGUGAAUGGAACUACAGGACAGGUGCUGAGAAAGGGCAGCUUUGACAUGUACUCUGGAGAACCCAAACUCCUGAUGAACUUCCUUGAAGAAAUUCCAGAUAGCACGCUGGUGCUGGUGGCCUCCUAUGAUGACCCAGGCACCAAAAUGAAUGACAAAAUCAGGAUGAUCUUCUCCAACCUGGGGAGUUCCUAUGCAAAUCAGCUGGGCUUCCGGGACAGCUGGGUCUUCUUAGGUGCCAAAGACCUCAAGAAUAAAAGCCCCUUUGAGCAGUUCUUAAAGAACAAUCCAGAAACAAACAAAUAUGAAGGAUGGCCGGAGUUACUAGAGCUGGAGGGUUGUGUGCCACGGAAGGUAUUUUAGGGUGGCCAUGGACCUUUCAGGCCAGGGAGCCAAAGAAAUGCCCAACUGACUUGAGAGCGGAGCCCAGGAUUGCUGGAUCUGUGCUGAUAGGAGCUGACUAGGAGGAAGAAAGGGAGAAGCCAUAUGAGAUGCGCUGACCAUCCUCCCACACAAUGUGACUUACUUCCUCUCUGAGGAAACAACAGCCUCCCACUACCCCACAAGGACCAGCUUGGAGAUGGGCCCCUGCACAGGGCCUGUGGAACCAGCUGUGAGGGAGACAAGUGAGACCUUCCAAAACUGUCCGUGGUUGUCUCCAGAAGGACUGGCUGCCUACA
Peromyscus californicus insignis is the source of this 998-nucleotide messenger RNA. It is a transcript of the gene Fam3d, whose product is annotated as FAM3 metabolism regulating signaling molecule D. The transcript has 9 exons. Bases 1 to 681 code for a protein of 226 amino acids. NCBI's taxonomy places the organism in Eukaryota, Metazoa, Chordata, Mammalia, Rodentia, Cricetidae. The record is from RefSeq and is a predicted model, not a curated record.